Molecule: messenger RNA, 1135 nt
Organism: Temnothorax curvispinosus
Lineage: Eukaryota; Metazoa; Arthropoda; Insecta; Hymenoptera; Formicidae
Product: S-adenosylmethionine mitochondrial carrier protein homolog
Exons: 6
Coding region: 282-1112 (276 amino acids)
Cellular component (GO): mitochondrial inner membrane
Molecular function (GO): S-adenosyl-L-methionine transmembrane transporter activity
Source: RefSeq, a predicted model, not a curated record
UGAACUGCGCAUGCGGUCGAGUAACCUAACCUUACUGUCUUGUCAUUCUUGUCUAAUAAACAUGCUUAUCAAUAUAUCAAUUUAGAAACGUGUAAUUUCACGCCAUUAUUAGACAUGAAUUAACACACGUCGAUUAAGUUUCCUGGAAAUCUGCUAUUUCAGAGAAAUAGCAUUUCGCCACGUAAUUUAUUUCCGAGCGUCUCGACCAACGGGCCAUCACACAUGAGAGCUGGAUCGUGUGGGGAUCACUUUUAUUUUGGAAUAAUUCGCUCAAAGGCAAGAUGAUAAAGGACGAAGGACAGAAGGAGGGAACGAGCUUGCGGAAUGUCCUCGUUACCUCGCUUAUCGCAGGAGGUGCAGCAGGGACGUUCGUGGACAUUGCGUUGUUUCCGCUGGACACGCUGAAGACUCGACUGCAGAGUGCUCAAGGAUUUUUAAAGACGGGAGGCUUCACAGGUCUUUAUAAAGGGAUCUGUCCAGUCAUAGUUGGAUCCGCACCAACAGCUGCGCUGUUUUUUCUAACAUAUGAAGAAAUCAAGACUGUAAUGCAACCUAGGAUUUCCGCGGAUUAUUAUACUCCACUUCACAUGGGAGCAGCAGCAAUGGGAGAAAUGGUAGCAUGUUUAAUACGAGUUCCAGUGGAAGUUACGAAACAGAGGAGACAGGCACUGAUAUAUGAUAAAAAGUUGCUUGAUCUUAAAUUGUUGUAUCGUGGAUAUUGGAGCACGGUGUUACGAGACACGCCGUUUAGCAUUGUACAGUUUCCAUUGUGGGAAUACUUAAAAAAGACCUAUAGUUUAUAUGCUGAAAGAGAAAUAUAUCCUGUGGAAAGUGCAAUCUGUGGUGCAAUUGCAGGAGGCGUCUCUGCGGCUGUUACCACUCCGUUAGACGUUGCAAAAACGAGAAUAAUGCUGGCAAAUAGAACAUCGCUUUCAUCAGAAUUAAAAAUGUUUAAUGUACUUCAUGGAGUAUAUUUACAGAACGGUUUUUACGGACUGUUUGCUGGUUUUGGGCCAAGAGUAAUGUGGAUUACAUUAGGAGGUUUUAUUUUCUUUGGAGUUUACGAAGAAGCAAAAGCACUUACGCAUACGAUAUUUCCAAUGCUAAAAUAAAAAUAUAAUUGUGCCUAUCCUUA